AUGUAUGACAACAUCUCUGAUUUCACAAGAUAUGACGACGACCAUGACCCCGAACACGGUGAAGAAGAAGUUUUACAAACAUCCAUUAAGACAGGAAAGGUUUUAACUCAAAGUCUCAUUAUUGACACCAAAGAUGGCGAAGUGGACGUUCUUCAAGAGCUGAAGAAAAAUACUUCUUCGGGAGGUGGUGGUAGGCAUGAACUUGAAAUAAAUGAGAUAGAAGAGAAAUUAGCCGAAAAAGCAGAUAAAGAACAUAAACACAAUAUCUCCGAUAUAAAUGAACUUCAAGCUACAUUAAAUAGUAAAGCGGACAAGAACCAUGUUCAUUAUAUAACUUCAGACGAACAGAUUAUAACGGACUACCAUGGAUAUUUAACACGAAGUGAUGAAGCGAAGACAAAAAAUGUUAAUGAAAGAAGAUAUAAAUACAUUCGUGCUAAAGGUUAUGACAUAAGCUGUACUGUACAGUAUGAUGUAGCUAAAGCACCAGAAGCAUUUGGUUAUACCGGUGAAAUUUAUGCCUCUACUUUCAAUGUUAACGGUGUAUUAGUUGAACCAAGAUUUACUUUGAGAGUUAAGUCAAAAAUAACGUUUGAAGAUGCUAUUAAAAGUAAAGCUGACAAAGUUGAACUCGAAGCAAUGAACAAAGUUUUGA
This is a messenger RNA of Trichomonas vaginalis G3, 655 nucleotides long. RefSeq names its product keratin-associated protein family. The transcript has a single exon. NCBI's taxonomy places the organism in Eukaryota, Parabasalia, Trichomonadida, Trichomonadidae. The annotation marks the transcript as partial. The record is from RefSeq and is a predicted model, not a curated record.